UCCGUGCCGUCAAUGUUGUAGACCCCUAUUACGAUCUCGUGGCGCGCAGGCGCAGCAAGACCUUCUGGUUAGAGUAUCCAUUUUGAUCACAUACAACUUUAAGUCAACAAUGGCAGACAUCGAGGAUACUCACUUCGAGACUGGAGACUCUGGUGCCUCCGUGACCUAUCCUAUGCAAUGCUCAGCAUUGCGCAAAAAUGGGUUUGUUAUGUUAAAGUCUCGUCCAUGCAAGAUAGUAGAAAUGUCUACUUCUAAGACUGGCAAGCACGGUCACGCCAAGGUCCAUUUAGUGGGUAUCGAUAUAUUUACUUCAAAGAAAUACGAAGAUAUCUGUCCUUCUACACACAAUAUGGAUGUGCCGUUUGUCAAGCGGGAAGACUAUCAGCUGACAGAUAUAUCUGACGAUGGCUAUCUCUGCCUGAUGGCUGAUAAUGGGGAAUUGCGUGAAGAUCUCAAAAUACCCGAUGGUGAAUUGGGAACACAAUUGCGUGCUGAUUAUGAGGCUGGAAAAGAGUUACUUUGCACUGUAUUGAAGGCGUGCGGCGAGGAGGUAGUAAUCGCCAUUAAAAACAACACCUCCCUCGACAAAUAAUUGUGUUCAGCCUGAAGAUUACGACGACAAAAAGCCCAACACACAUUCGAGCAAAUACCACCCGCUUAGUCAAUCAAUCGACACCUUUACCAUUGGUCAACCAGGAUAAACAACAACAAUAACAACCAAAAAACAUACAGGAAGAUGAUGAAGAGAGUGGGAGAGUAUAAGAGAGCAAGAGAGGGAGAGAAAGAAAAAGAGCGCUUGAGAGAGAGAGAAAGAGAGGGAGAGAGAGAGAGGGAGAGAGAGAGAAAAAAGAGAGGAAGGUGGAGAAAGCAAAACGGGCUAGCAGUUCCACACAUAACAACAGCAACGCGCAGAUACGAGAAGCGACUUUUAUCAAAGUAUAACACCCGCUUACUUAAUUAUUAUUCAACAAUAAUUAAAAUAAAUCCGGAAAAGCGAAAACUAUAGCAAAAACUAUAGGUGACACGCACACUCAGUUACAUAUACCUACUUAUCUACCUACACAUGACAUCCUAAAAACAAAUAGACAUACGCGUGUGCGUUUUAUGCGCACACUCGCAUGAACACACACACAUACACACACGUUCACUCUUACACACAUCCAUUCACACACGCGUUGUUUGUUAUACAAGAAAGUGGCGACAACUUUUCAACAGAGAGUUGAUUGAGAAAUAAAAACUGAGAAAGCCUUGACACAUCCUGGAUCUUUUUUUUUUUUAAAGAAUAGAGAGAGAAAGAAAUUAUUUACAACAGCUUUGUAACUUAUUACACUUAUAUGUAUGAAUGAGAGAGUACGUGAAAGAAUGAAAGAUGCAGAGAGAAAGAGAGAAAGAAAGAGAGCAAGAGAAAAUUGUUGGAGACCAAUACGAAGAGGUCGUGGGAAAAGGACUGCGAGUCCUUUAAGCGCGCGCGGAACAAUUUUUCAUGGGAUGCUGGCGAUGCCCGACACGAAGCAGCUCACUUCAAGCAUCUUUCCCAUAUAACGAUCGAUUCAUAAAGAUUAGACAAGACUGGAGUUACACUACACAAAAUUUCUACAGAAUACCAAAAUAUAUUUUCUUUUCUUUCAAAGAGAUCUCGAGUUCUCAAGAUUUGUAGGUCUAAUAAUAUAAUUGCAUUAAAAUUGCAUUAAAUAUUUUGAAUUUCAGCUCUCAAGAGCUAUAAGGAUUAUGAAUUAUAUAAGAAUGAUUCGUAAUGCUUAAAAAAUGACUUUUAGAUACCUAAAGUCUCGGAAAUAUCGAAAUCUUGAAGAAUGUAACACUCUAACUUAACUAAGUUUAGGGAAUCUAAAUGCGAAAUCAGGAAGAUUGACAAGUCCAAGAGAUAUUCGAUAUCUACAAAGGCAAUUCAGAGGCUUCGAGAUUCUGGUAUUUAAAGGUUAUUGCUCGCGAAAUUCAGAUUCGAAAUGCGCGAGGAUCUUGACAUUUCUUUGUAUUCAACAAUUGAACAAUGCAAAGGCUUUGGGAUUGAAGUAUCUAAUAGUUCGUGUGUUGGACUCGAUAUAUAAGCAUUUAAAGAACACAAUAAAGAGCCCAUAGGUUCUUAUAUAAUUAAAAAUUCAAGUACAAUUUUUCGGUAUCCGCGGAUAUCGAGGUGCGCAAGAAUCGGGCGUUUUAGACCUCUAAAUCCAAGGACGUCGAGAUCUUAAGAAUAUCACAUAGGAUGACAUUUCGCGCGCUUGAUAGCCAAUGCGACGCGAUCGCGACAUCGCGUUACGUUCAGUCUGUAAUUGGCUUGCGAAUGCUCAGACCUUAUUACAUUUUGUUGUAAUACCUCGUUUUAAUAAACAUUUUUCAGAACAGGUUA
Dinoponera quadriceps is the source of this 2365-nucleotide messenger RNA. It is a transcript of the gene eEF5, whose product is annotated as eukaryotic translation initiation factor 5A. The transcript has 4 exons. Gene Ontology annotation, molecular function: RNA binding; translation elongation factor activity; ribosome binding. The record is from RefSeq and is a predicted model, not a curated record. Gene Ontology annotation, biological process: positive regulation of translational elongation; positive regulation of translational termination. The coding region runs from base 110 to 592 and encodes 160 amino acids. NCBI's taxonomy places the organism in Eukaryota, Metazoa, Arthropoda, Insecta, Hymenoptera, Formicidae.